This is a messenger RNA of Gossypium arboreum, 606 nucleotides long. RefSeq lists its product as uncharacterized. NCBI's taxonomy places the organism in Eukaryota, Viridiplantae, Streptophyta, Magnoliopsida, Malvales, Malvaceae. The coding region runs from base 1 to 606 and encodes 201 amino acids. The transcript has a single exon. The record is from RefSeq and is a predicted model, not a curated record.
AUGAAAGAGCAAAUGAUGGAGUCCCAGAGGGAAAUGAUGAGUCAGCUAUCCCAGCUGUUGUUGAAAGGAGCGGAUAAGGGAAAGGGCCCUAUGGAUAAAGUUGAAGAAACUAACGAGGAUCCUCAAUACCCCCCUGGCUUCACUCCGACGCAUGUACCGAUAAAGCCCGAGAUUAAUUUACCGAAACCAUCUGUCACGAUCAUGCCCCAGCAAUACCAGGCCAAUGCCUCGACACCAAUAAACAUUCCUAUAGGAUCAGGCUCUAAUCCGGGGGAUAAUCCAGCUAAUCCAUUUGUCCCAGACCUUGAUGACAUGGCAGAAAUGGAGAAAGGAAAAAUAGAUAUGGCAAAACAACUCAAUAAUCGGUGCAAAUGGCUUGAGGAAAAAUUCAAAGCAAUGGAAGCUACUGAUUACUGUGGCGGGAUCGACGCCAAGGACUUAAGCUUGGUCCCAGAUCUGGUGCUCCCACCAAAAUUUAAAACUCCGGAGUUUGAAAAGUAUAACGGGACGAGCUGCCCUGAAGCUCAUAUUACGAUGUUCUGUCGAAGGAUGAAAGGGUAUAUUAACAAUGAUCAGCUGUUGAUCCACUGUUUCGUGACGCUUUGA